Messenger RNA from Misgurnus anguillicaudatus (oriental weatherfish), 2032 nucleotides. It is a transcript of the gene ankrd39, whose product is annotated as ankyrin repeat domain 39. Gene Ontology annotation, molecular function: ubiquitin-protein transferase activity; protein binding. Gene Ontology annotation, biological process: protein K6-linked ubiquitination. The record is from RefSeq and is a predicted model, not a curated record. Lineage: Eukaryota; Metazoa; Chordata; Actinopteri; Cypriniformes; Cobitidae. Gene Ontology annotation, cellular component: BRCA1-A complex; BRCA1-BARD1 complex.
AUGUUUACUUAAUUGACUUAAAAAGUAUACUUUUUUAAUCGCUUAUGUCGCAUAUAUGCCGCUUGUUUAUAAUGUUAUGCAGAUUGUCGCUUGUGCUGUGUUAGUUUAUACAAAAUAAGAGCACGGUUAUUUACAUACACUUGCGCAUAUUUAUGUCGACUCUUUGUAUAUUAGACAUUUGUGUUGCUUUAUAUGGCAUUUUAGGAUGGAUUCGCAUAAAACUCAAUGCACAUGUAGCGCUCAUCGCUCGACACCAAGCGUUCAUCAAACCCUGGAUGAGAUGGACUUUGAAAGAGGUGCAUCACAUGCACACUAUUUCUGUACAGGGUGAAUAUAUAAUUGCAGGUAUUUGGUCAGCUGCGAUGGAUGGAGAUCUUGAGAGAGUCAAGUCGUUUCUUAAAAAAGGGAUUGAUCCAAAUAUAAGGGACCAGGCAAACUACACCGCUUUGCACUAUGCCGGUCGAGCAGGUCACCUGUCAGUGUGCGAGUUACUUCUGGAUUACGGAGCUUGUUUUAACAUCCAGACUCGUGGCGGAGCGACCCCUCUUCAUAGGUCAGCCUACUGUGGUCAUCUCAAAGUGGUGAAUCUACUGUUAGACCGUGGUGCUGAUCCACACCUGACUGAUGAUGAUGGAGCCACACCACUUCAUAAGGCUGCUGAGCAGAAGCAUCUUGAGGUUUGCGAGCUGUUGGUGAAGCUUUUUCCAACCUUACGAGGUGUGAAGGAUAAGAGAUCACGGUUACCUUUUGAUCUCUGUCUGGAGCACGACACGUUUUGGGAGUUUCUGAGACCACCGCAAUGACUUCUUGUGCCUGUCGGUUCCUCAUAAAGGAAUCAAGAACCUUAUCAAGGUUGUGCCUUUGGAGACAUCUCUUAUGGUUGGAAGGAGGUCUUUAAUGAUCACCUAGAGAAACUACCAGAUCCUCUGCCACCAGAUCAGCAAAAGGGCUUGGAAGAGAUGGCACAUUUAGAAAGAUGGCUAACGCUUUCAAAUGUCUUUUAUAUGGAGUCAGUGACUGGAAGAACAAGGUUUGGCUGGUUAGCAUACAGUAGAUAGUUACCUCAUAACAGGUAAAGGAUGGUACUAAACAAUUUUAUAGACAAAAACAUAUUUUCUAUGGAUGCCAAGUAGCCGUGUAUUCUGAUAAAAUUGAAUAAAGGAGGUGCAAUUGAAUGUGUGAUUUUUUUUCAUGUAUUUUGACCCAAGAUAGUCAUCAAAGGCAUCAGGUCUGUCCCAAAUUGCGCACUUUCAGUCUUGUGGCCUUAAAUUGCACGUGUCCGUAGGGUGUCCCAUCUGUCAUUUUUAUGUCCGAAAUGUGCUCAUCAGCGCCUCCUUUGCACCCUUGAUGCGCUCUUCUGCAAAGCCUGGAGGCUCCACGCACUUUACCAACCCAAAAGUCCUUGCGAAAGACCAAUCAGACGACAGUCUUUUCCUAUUUCCGGCAUGAUGCUCAAGUCUGUCCAAAAAUACGACUCCAGUGCGCCCUUGUGUACUCGCGUCAAGGGUCCCUAAGGUCUGCACUACAUGAUGUCAUCAAAAUGUGGACUCUGAGGAAGUCCAUAAGUCUGGAGUGUGCCAUUUGGGACAGAGCUUCAGACUGUGCGUGUUUGUGAUGUCAUCAGCCAAUCAGCACUCACAUGCCGCUUAAGAUUGAUUGGUCACAUGCUAUUUAUGGCUCAGCUGAUUGGCUAAAAAAACAUUUGACUCAAAGCAUGCAGGUCACAUAGCCCUGUAUAUGCACCAGCUGAGCAACAGCCAUUGUAACAAAUAAACAAGUUAUACAUUUUUAAAAAAAUUCACAUAAUUUACUCAUCCUCCUGUCGUCCCAGAUAUUUUAUUUAAUUGACUGGCACUGACGCGGGACACCUGAUUUACUUUAAUAUUUUGCAUGUUAAUGUUUAUCUAUCACAACAAACUAUGUAUCAUUGUAAAGGUCUAAGCCUUUAGAAUAGACAUUUUAACAGUGUUUUAUAAAAUAAAUUAUGUAGGGAGAGUAAUUGAUUCAUUUAUGAAGAGAGUGUGUCUCAAAA